Messenger RNA from Folsomia candida, 3045 nucleotides. RefSeq names its product zwei Ig domain protein zig-8. Gene Ontology annotation, biological process: synapse organization. The transcript is spliced from 15 exons. Gene Ontology annotation, cellular component: neuron projection membrane. Bases 2072 to 2968 code for a protein of 298 amino acids. The record is from RefSeq and is a predicted model, not a curated record. NCBI's taxonomy places the organism in Eukaryota, Metazoa, Arthropoda, Collembola, Entomobryomorpha, Isotomidae.
UUGGACCACCAUUGGAAUUUGGUGCACUUGAAUUUUCUCUCCCUCUCUCUCACAGUGGAAAUGCAGUGAGAAGUCUUCCUUCUCGUAACCGGAGCAGUUAAAGCCCAGGAGCCGGGUAGAAUUCUGUGGCAGUUCAGUUUUGCGGUCCGGACACUACAGAGUGACGACCUCAACCCAGCAAAAGCAAGCAAAAGCAAAUGCUGUAACACAGCCAGAAAUUGAAGUGGAAGACAGUGUACUUGUGCAUACUCAAUAAACAGAAGUCCAACUUUCACCAAGAGAAUUGAGACUAUUUAAAUUUUCAAACCACCCUUUCAAUAAACUAGCUCCGGAGUCAACACUAAAAUCUCAGAGUUCGAAGAAGACCUAGUUUUCUUCCUUCAGGCCACCCAAGCAAUCUAUCAAUCCAAUGUCGAUUAGUAUUGAUUCACUAAAUGCGUACAAAUAGCUUGAGGAAUAUUAUCAGAACUGAAUGAGUUUGGAUGAGUAGUGAGUUUCCUCCAAUACUACAAUUUCUGCACAUUAAUUUGAACUCGAAAAUAUUUGACUUGCUUUCAUUGAUGAUUAUAUAAAUAACUAAGCUCCAAUGUUAUAAUUACAACGAUAUAACCGUAACCGAGUACUAUAGUUCAGCUGCAAUCAAUUCGCAAUUACUGUAGAACAGCAAUUUCAAUUAAAAAUUAUUACCUGGUCGCUAGAAAAUAUACGUAAAAUUGUUCAUCCAAAGCACCUCAAAAACUCUGGACGUUGACAGUCGGAUAAGAGAGAUGUGCAAAAAACGCAUGCAACCUCAAAAGUGACAGUAGCCAUGAGUGGUUGACGUGCAUAUAACCCCAAGUCGGACCGUGUGAAGAAAGAGUGAAAUGUGCAACAUUAGCAAGUCAAAGUUAGAUUUUUCUUUGGCAUGUUGGGAUCAGCAGCAAACAGUGACUCAGUUUCACGUCUUUGUUGGAGAGCCAGUCUCUUAUGUAAAUGACUCAAUAAAUCCAGUUCCUUGUGUAUAAAAAGUUGAAACUUUCAACCGUUGAAAGUGACUGACUGAACCACAGAUCAAAAGGGAAACAAACGGAAUUCAUUGAGAAAGGGAAUUAUUCAUGGCAAGUCGGACGACCAACUCAAAGAAGGAUUUGCAUUGCUCCUCUCAAUUCCGGUUUACCAUCAAAAUAUUUAUCAAUUCUCGCCUCCUCCGUUUCAAUUAUACUUCUCUGAUUUGAAAUUCAAACCCCAUGUCCAGAAAGUCCUAGCUGCUGCUCCUCGUGUUGACUCGUGUGAAGUACGUAUUCCUUCCAGUUUUGCAUGUCUUAACUGGUUCACACAGCUCUGAGGCAAAUACUUCUUGUACUAACAAGACGGCACAGCAUAAUUUGAAAAUUCUUGCUACACCUUCACCCACUUCUUCUGGGGAAAAUUGGCAAGAUACAUGCAUACAAUUUCACGACUACCUCGUAUCAUCUCAAUUGUACCAGAGGAAGCAUCAACAGCCUGAAGAAGCGGAUGAAUCUCUGGUGAAGUAUUCCUGUUAUAAUAAGAAUUUUUACCCUAUAAUCCAAAACAAACACGGAUGGAAUAACCCACCACCGAGAAUCUACAGAAAAGAACUUGACUAAAUGUGAAAGCAGCACAAGGUGAAAGACUUAGUUAUUCGGUAUGGGUUCAUAACUUCCGUAGUGGUUAACCAACUUACUUUCAUACUUAGUUUGGUGGUACGGUAAAUUUCGAGGUUGUUGGCCGAUCAGCUAUUGAUUUCUUAAUGUACUUUUUAGCUUCAAUCUCUGUUUAUCUUUAUCCUACAUCCUUCACUGAAGGAGAGAUUGAACAGACAAUAAAUAAGUGAACUACUUGCUUGCGACUAGGACUGCAGCUACACACGUAUAUCUACGUACAGACGUAUAAUAGCCAGUCAGUCAGUCAGACUCAAGUAUAUCAAGCCCUUCUUAAAACAAAUCUGACAAAAAUACGAGCUAAACUCUAGAACGGGAGAGUCUUCGCCAUUCGUCUUCUGCUGAACCAGCCACUUUCUCCUGUACAAUAAUACGACCCCGGAUGAAGAUGAACUCUCAGCUUUUGGAUUAUGACUAAAAUUCGCGUGCUCGUCCUCAGCGUUCUCCUGUCACCGAUGUGCUUUGUGCCAAGUGUGGGGGACAAUAUCACCUCCUCAUUUGGAGAACCAGCCGUUCUGGAGCGUGUCUAUGAAGCACACAACGCCAACUUAAGGCACCGCCACCACCCCAACCACCCGUGGGGUCCCCAUUUUGAGGAAAACCCAUCCAACGUUACAAUACGAGAAGGUCAGAACUCUCAUCUUGACUGUAAAGUGGGACUCAUCGAGGACAAACUUGUAUCAUGGGUACGUCGUAAAUCAGACCAUCUGGACUUAUUGACUUUAGGUCCAACUAAUCACAGCUCUGAUCCUCGAUUUUUGUCUGACUUUAAAUAUCCAAAUAACUGGCGACUAGCAGUUCGUAAUGCUUCCAAGGAUAUGACGGGAACCUAUCUUUGCCAAAUCUCCACCCACCCACCAAAAUCUCUUGAAGUACAACUCACGGUAGAAGCGCCGGAAGUGUUUAUCGUAGUAAACUCGAGAGGAGAAAGGAUUCAUGACGUCCAUUAUAAGGAGGGUUCCACGCUGCAGCUCGUUUGUAUAGUGAAUAAUCUAAAGUCCAGAUCGGUGAGUUGGUUCCGUAACUCUGAUCUGCUUAACCACGAUGUGAGUCGAGGAGGCGUAAGUAUUAAAACCGAAAUGAAUACUGACCAAGAGUCAGCCAAAAGCGUUCUGAAUGUGGCCAGAAUUACUCGGAAGGACAUUGGAUCAUAUCUCUGUUCAGCCCCACCGCAUAAUGCCAGUGUCACCGUCCACAUCCUUAAUGGUGAAAACCCAGCCGAGCUGUACCACAACCAUGCGAUGACAUACUUUGUUUGGUCCUGGAAAUGCUUUCUACUUAUUUUUGUACUGUGGGUCAGCAAAUAAAAGUUAAAUGAGCUACGGGCCUUCAUCCCCAAUUUCCCAGUUGGACCAUUAAAUGUCACUGUUAUUAUAAAAAUGAA